AUGAAGGCAAUCGUCUUUGGACUCGCUGCCUUGGGUGCGCAACUUGGAAAGGCUGUUCCUCAUGGCAACAAUCAACACCAUCGACUUCACUUGCGCCAUGAGUUGACCGACUACGCUACAGUCACGGACAUUGUCACCAUCACCGCCCCUAAUGCUGUCGUUUGGGUCGACCAAUACAACAACAUCAUCUCCACCGAGUAUCGCGGUGUCGCAACUCCAACAACUACGGCCUCAAACAGUGUGGUCCCUGUUGCGUCCAUCCUUACUUCUACUACUCCCAAUGUCCCCGCCAGCAGCACGUUGUCCCCUUCGGAGACCUAUGCUCCAACUUCUGCCCCUUCCAUCUUGUCUUCAUCCAACUAUGUCUCCUCGAAUUGGGCAUCCUCCAGCCUGAUCUCGUCAACUUCUCCAGCAGCUUCAAAUCCCAUCUCAGACUCUACUACUGCUAUACCCUCAUCUGAUACGAGUGGUGGAGGCACCGGCGGCGACAAGAUCUCUCAGCAUAUUGAUACCGCCUCUGCUCAGUUCAGCGGAUUUGGAAUCUGCUACGAGCUCAUUGGUGAUUCCGGAUGCAAGGACCAAGGAAGCCUCGAUUCCGAUUUUGCUGCUCUAGCGAGCCAGGGAUACACCAAAGUCCGCACUUAUGACAUUGGCUGCAACCUCGGGACUGCAGCUGCAGCUGCCGCAGCUCAAGGACUCCAGCUUAUUAUCGGUCUUAACAGUAUUGGCAACGUCGCCAACGACAUCACCACGCUGGUCAGCAUGAUAAGUGGUAACUGGAGCCCCAUCGACACCGUGGUCAUUGGCAAUGAGGUUGUCAACAAUGGUGGUGAUGCAGGUUCGGUGGUUGCCGCAAUUGCUGUCGCCCGCCCUAUACUCUCAGCUGCCGGCUUCUCCAAGAAUGUCGUGACAGUAGACACAUUCAACGCGCAUGAACUUCACCCUGAACUGUGUCAAGCUUCAGACUAUUGUGCGGCCAACGCCCAUGCCUUCUUCGAUCCCAACACCAGCGCCGAUGGGGCAGGAAAGUUUGUCACGAAUGCUGCCGCCGCAGUUGCCAAAAUUGCCAAUGGAAAGCCAGUCAUCAUCACCGAGUCUGGCUGGCCAUGGCAAGGCUCGCCAAAUGGUCUGGCUGUUCCGUCGCCUGCAAAUCAACAAACCGCCAUCAAUAGUCUCAACACUGCCUUCAAUGGCAAUCCUGGUGGCUUGUUUCUGUUCCAGGCAUACGACGCGACUUAUAAAGCGCCAGGUCCUCUUGGAGUUGAGCAGUUCUUUGGCAUCUACGGUCAUUAA
This is a messenger RNA of Capronia epimyces CBS 606.96, 1293 nucleotides long. RefSeq lists its product as uncharacterized. Gene Ontology annotation, cellular component: cell surface; fungal-type cell wall; extracellular region. Bases 1 to 1293 code for a protein of 430 amino acids. Gene Ontology annotation, molecular function: glucan endo-1,3-beta-D-glucosidase activity; 1,3-beta-glucanosyltransferase activity. NCBI's taxonomy places the organism in Eukaryota, Fungi, Ascomycota, Eurotiomycetes, Chaetothyriales, Herpotrichiellaceae. The record is from RefSeq and is a predicted model, not a curated record. The transcript has 2 exons. Gene Ontology annotation, biological process: cell wall organization.